AUGGAUACUUCGUCCAGUUUUCUCCUUAAAUUCGCAAUUCCCUUAGCUUUGGGAUUGGUGCUUCGCUCAGCAACUCUUUUGCAUCCAUAUUCUGGUAAAUCUUCGCCUCCUAUGUACGGUGAUUAUGAAGCCCAGCGACACUGGAUGGAAGUAACAGUAAACUUGGACGUCUCUGAAUGGUAUGUGAAUACCUCCUCCAAUGAUCUUCUUUACUGGGGUUUGGAUUAUCCUCCUCUCACUGCCUAUCAUAGUUAUUUGCUGGGACGCAUAGCUGAAUUUCUCAAUCCCGAAUGGAUUGAACUUUUCAAGUCAAGGGGCCAUGAAUCCGAUACUCACAAAUCAUUUAUGCGAAUGUCUGUUCUUAUCUCCGAUUGUUUGACGUAUAUGCUCGCCGCUAUUUUCUAUUGCGGGAUUACUGUUCAGGGCAUUAAAAAUGGUGCAAAACUUUCCGGCAUUUCUGUUGCCCUCUUAAUGCUAUCAUUUCCGGGAUUAAUUAUAAUUGAUCAUGGCCAUUUUCAAUAUAAUUGUGUUAGUCUUGGUCUUUUUCUCAUAUCCCUCAUUCUCUUCUCAAAGGACUGCGAUAUUCUUGGUAGUGUUGCAUUUUGUUUGGCCGUAUCGUACAAACAAAUGGAACUUUACCACGCCCUUCCAAUUUUCUUCUAUCUACUAUCAAAAUCAUUUUCAAAUACCUUUGUCUUCGGUGUAAAACGUGUUGCAAUUUUGGGAUUAACCGUCUGUGCUACAUUUGCUGUUGUUCUCCUGCCUUUUUUAACUUUGGAGCAGUUGAAACAUGUCGCCAUUCGCAUGUUUCCAGUAAAUCGAGGCCUCUAUGAAGACAAAGUUGCAAAUUUCUGGUGUAUUUCCUCUGUUUUUAUUAAAUGGCGUCAGCUAUUCACCACAGAUUUCCUUGUCUACUCUUGUGGCGUCGCAACUGUUGUGUCUUCACUUCCCGCUUGUUAUAAAAUUUUCACAAAACCCACUUUACCUCGCCUUAUUCUUUCUGAAGUUAUAGUUUCCCUCGCUUUCUUUUUGUUCUCUUAUCACGUUCACGAAAAAUCGAUAUUGUUAGUAUGUGUUCCAGUGCUAUGCUUACUUGUCUUUUACCCGCUCUCCGCCACCUACUUCUUAAUCAUUGCUACAUUGAGUAUGUGGCAGUUAUUUGUUAAAGAUGGGCUUUGCCAAUGUGGUCUUGCUCUUGUCGUUGUGUACUACGUAAUUUCUUCACUGUGUCUUGCUAUUGAUGCCACAGGAAAAUCCCGCGUUUCUCUCAUUCAUUUCUUCCCUCUGAGUCUUUCUCUACUCGGAUAUGUCGGCAUUUUUGCUCUGCCUCUGAUUGCUCAACCUCCCGAGAGAUAUCCGUUUCUCUUCCCUCUGAUGUUAAAUGCCUACAGCUUCAUUCACUUUAUGGGGUUCUUUUUCUUUUGGUAUUGGCAACUCUUUUCCUCGGUGACAUUGUAA
This is a messenger RNA of Rodentolepis nana, 1458 nucleotides long. Lineage: Eukaryota; Metazoa; Platyhelminthes; Cestoda; Cyclophyllidea; Hymenolepididae. The record is from the annotation of a GenBank genome assembly.